Dreissena polymorpha is the source of this 4644-nucleotide messenger RNA. RefSeq names its product phosphorylase b kinase regulatory subunit beta-like. The record is from RefSeq and is a predicted model, not a curated record. Gene Ontology annotation, biological process: glycogen metabolic process. The transcript has 24 exons. Bases 121 to 3444 code for a protein of 1107 amino acids. Gene Ontology annotation, cellular component: phosphorylase kinase complex. NCBI's taxonomy places the organism in Eukaryota, Metazoa, Mollusca, Bivalvia, Myida, Dreissenidae. Gene Ontology annotation, molecular function: calmodulin binding.
ACAACAACAAAAUGUCAAGGACGAAUGUCAAAUAAAAGAGUAAAUACAUGUUCAUAUAAGGUUUUUAAUUCACGCGCAUUGAAGAUUAUUUAAUCAGCUGCAAAUGUUGCAGUAGUAGACAUGGCUUUGAAUUCGCCAGUGAAGCGUCGUUUAUCGAGCGUCAGUUACGAAGUAGGGGCAAUAUUAAGUGGCAGAGCGGGAUCUACUCAGAUAAAUGACAACAGAAUCAGUGGGUUGGAGGAAUCAACCCCAGAAAAGGAUCUCAAAAAAGAACUAGACGAGCAAUAUGCCGUCUUGAAACGUCAAAUACUGCAGUACCAAAGUGUUACCUUGGGGUUAUUUCCCAGAAUAGGCACAUACAUUAACCCCUCCAAGAUUGGUUCAGUUCGGGACAGUAUAUACUGUGCUGCAGCAGCCUGGGCCCUGUCUCAAGCCUUCAGGCGCAUUGACAACGAUGGUGGUCGGACACAUGAGCUGGCCCAGAUAGCAGUGAAGUGCAUGCGAGGCAUCUUGCAUUGCUGGCUGCUUCAGGCGGACAAGGUGGAGAAGUUCAAAGAGAACCAGUCGGCAGACCACGCACUUCACAGUCAGUUUAACCUGCAGACAGGGGACCCAGUCUUCAAGGAUGACGAGUUUGAGCAUCUGCAGAUAGACGUUGUAGCACUCUACAUACUGUUCCUUGUGCAGAUGAUCACAUCAGGCCUACAGAUAAUCUUCACAACAGACGAGGUGACGUUUGUCCAGAACCUUGUGUUCUACGUGGAGCGGGCCUAUCGCACGCCUGACUAUGGCAUGUGGGAACGAGGCAGCAAGUAUAACAUUGGCUUCACUGAGGUCCAUGCAAGUUCGAUAGGCAUGGCAAAGGCAGCAUUGGAAGCGGUCAAUGGGGUGAACCUCUUCGGAGACCAGGGGGCGUCCUGGUCUGUGAUAUUUGUGGACAUCGAUGCACACAACAGAAACAGGACUAUAUUUGAGAGCAUUCUACCAAGGGAAUCUAAUUCCAAGAACACGGAUGCCUCAUUGUUGGCGACAGUGGGCUGGCCUGCCUUUGGGAUCCAUGAGGAACCAAUAAGGUCAAGGACAAUAUCCAAGGUCAUACGAAAGCUGACCGGUCAAAAGGGCAUGAAGCGAUUCAUACGAGAUGGCUACAAAACGGUGGUUGAAGAUAAGACACGAAAGUUUUACAAACCAGCAGAGAUCAAGAAUUUUGAUGGUAUUGAGUGUGAAUGGCCGAUGUUCUAUGUUUACCUUCUGAUGGAUUGCAUUUUCCAAGGGGACAAAGAGGGAGCUGCCAAGUAUUCCAAGCUUAUAGAAAGUGUAGUGACCAGAUCUAAUGAAGGUGUGUUGAUGCCUCAGUACUUCUUCAUUGAUGCUGACCACAUUAACCACGAGAAGGCGUGUCCUGGGACUGGAAGGCGUAUCCCUAGCGACGCAGGCUCCACCAAUGGCGUCUUCCUAUGGGGACAGGCCGUGUACUUCAUAUCACAACUACUUGUGAAAGAUCUUCUGAAUAUUAACGAUCUUGACCCUAUCAGACGACAUUUACCCGCCUCGGAAAGACCAAAAGUCAACAGUCGAUACUCGUCUUUCCAGGAGGCCAGAAGUGUAAGACCAUCGAAGAACAUACGAAUCACGCCGCCUGACCUGGUGCUGCAGAUCGUGUUGAUAGCGGAGAGUUCACGUCUUCAGCAGCUGCUCGCCACUUAUGGAAUACAAACACAGACCCCACAUCAGAUUGAGCCGAUACAGAUCUGGUCCCCCAAGGAGCUGUCCAAGGCCUAUGAAUACCUUGGCAUCAACAAAAAACUUGGUCUGACUGGACGACCCAAACGACCAUUUGGUGUUCUCAGUACUUCCAAGAUUUACCGGGCCUGCGGUGCUACUGUGCUGUGUUACCCGCUGUUGUUUGAGGUCACAGAUUUCUAUAUGGCCCAGGACAUAAGUAUUGUAAUCGAUGAUUUGAAGAAUGAUCUGGCCUUCUUAUCCAAAUGCUGGAAGCUGGCCGGCCGGCCCACCUUCUGUAUGCUGAUACGGGAAAACAACAUACGAGGCCAGAACUUCAGUGAGUUCCUGGACCUGCUUGCUCAGUUCAAGAGUGGAGACGUGGACGGGAUACGUGUAAGAGUGGGUCGCCUACAGACCCUGAUAUCAUCAGCAUGCGUCGAGCACCUUGACUUCCUGUCACAGCUGCCUGACCAGUCAGUGUUUGAGUGCUUUGAGCAGUCUAACCACGGCCACUACAGCUUCAAGAGUCUGACGGAUAUACCCACCAUUGCUGACAUAGCAGACCAGACCACUCUAGAUGAAGCUGACCUCAAGGUGAAGGCCACGUGGGAUCUGAUCCAGACAUACAAGGCCACAGAGUCUCUGCAGGCACAGAGUCAGAUCCUCAAACUGCUACUAUACAGAGAGGGUCUGAACUACCAUUUUGAGGGGCUCCCGGUCAGCCGUAGAUUGGAUAUGUUGGUCACGAAGGCGGGGCUUCACAAACAGUGGGGCGUGGUCAGACUGUGCUCCGCCCUCCAAGGAAAGCUGGUAGACAGCCUGGCCCCGUCCAUCACUAGUAUACUGGUCAGGGGAAAACAUCUUACUGUGGGUGUGUUUGGUCACGAGGAGGAGGUUCUAGACAAGCCUGUGUCGCCCAAUGAGAUCAAGGCAAUCCUGUACAACAAGUGUCUGCCCCACGACAUCUGCCAGGCCGUCCUGCAGCAGGAGCUCAUACUGGCCAUCGGCAAACACAUCGCCACCGUACCUGAACAGUAUGAUGGCAUACUGAAGAUUCGUAUUGGGUGGUUUGUACGUGCCAUGGAGAUGGAGUUGGAACAGGAAGAGGAAAGUGUAAGCGUGACCUCGUUAUCUCCGUAUCAGGUGAAGCAGCUACUCAUGAGCAUCAUCAAUGUUCACCAGAGCGAUGAUUACGAGGUUCGAAGCCCUCUUCAGCGUCGCCAGCUCGACGGCGCCCUCAGUCGAGUGCCAAAGGACUUUUACGAGCGGGUGUGGGAGAUUCUGGAACGAACACCCGGUGGCAUCAAAGUGGCUGGAUACCUCCUGCCUCAGCAACCCACACUGUCGGACAUGACGAUGCAGGAGCUAAACUUCUCCCUGCUCGUGGAGCAGAUGUUGAGUAAGAUCAUCGACCCUGCGUACCGCCAGCUCAUGGUCGAGGCUUUCAUGGUCGUGUCCACCAUCCUGCAACGAAACCCUGAACUGGUCUUCCAUCAGUCUGUCAACAUGGAUAAGACGAUCCAGGACGCAUUUGAAGAGUUCCAGAAAGACAAGAACCGUCUGGAGGGACACGAGAAACAGGACGAUAUGAAGCUGUUCUUUAACACUCUGCCAAACGUUAAGCACGGAACCACCAGCUACAUCAUCAAGGCUGUCGUGAAAAACCUCCUCGACGGGGACAUCAAAGUGUCUAUGGAGGAGAUGUGUACCAUAGCCUGAGCCAAUAUGGCCUGAGACAAUAUGGCCUUGAGAAAAUAUUGCCUGAGACAAUAUAGUGUGAGACAAUACCGCCUGAGACCUAUAUGCAUAUGCCACUUUGCGCUAUCUGAUAUUAGGAAUAACGUAGUAUUGCCUCAAUUCUUUACCAAAAAUUAAUGCUUGAUUUUUCUGCUGAUCCGCGGAUCCAAUUGACCCUGGGCAGGCUUUUGUGAUUCAUGUAAAUUUGUACACAAAUGGGGAUGAAGAGGUAUGACUUACGCGGCAUAUUUCUGAAGCGGCCCGGGAACUGAUCUAAACCUCUCCACAUAAUACAUUGGCAGCAUUAUCCACAUAUUGCGCUUGUAGCAUUUUUGUAACGCGCGAUGUCAUUGGUUGCAGUUUCCCGAUCUUCCAAUCAAAAUCGGUCUUUGAAAAUGUGUUUGUUAUUGCUUUGCUGAUUCGUUUGCAAAUGACGUCGUUGUGAAGACAUAAACGGUUAUCGAAAGAAUGAACGACUUUUAUCGAAUCUCGGCUAUUUAAAAAUCAUUGAAUAACAAAUUGAAAUUGGAAUUCAUAGAACAAAGGAUGUACAUAAAGAAGAAAGCAAUACCAGUUUCCGAAAGGGUAAGGCAACCAUCCUGGUAACCCGGUAGUCGGAUGCGUCUUCCAUCAUUCAUGUGAACAAAUCUUGAACUACGGAUCUUGUGGUUAUUUGUCUUUAAUUGAACACUAUAAAAGUGCUGACAAUAUUGUGAAAGUAAACCGUUUGCCAGCUUCUUGUACAGGCAUCGAGAAAAAAUUGGGGAAAGUAAAUGUAUUCACUCCAAUUAAUACCAUGAAUUAAUACGAUAUUGUCCACUUUUAUAGAUUUGUUCAUGCAAAGAAGUCUUUACUUAACAAAAAUUCAGUCUGGGCGGAAAGUGUCGUCCGUGAUUAGCCUGUGCGGACUGCACAGACUUAUAUGGGACGAAACUUUACGGCCAUGCAUUAAGCCCGGUUUUUCCAGAGCAAGGACCAUUUAUAAGUAUUUUUAAUAUGAUGCCUGGUCCAUGAAAUAUGUUUGUCUUUGUGCCACAUCGUUUGUUUAUAACAAAACGUUGUCACCUGUGUUUCAAGUAUACAGAUAUGUUUUGACUUUAUUGUUGAAUUGUUGUUAUCUAUUUACACGUGAUCCGUUGUGCGUUGAUUUAGUUAACCUAUAUUAAAACACUUAACAAAUAA